AGGAGUGGGAAAACAAGUCAUACCCACAACAGACACGGUUCUGCUGGCAAAAAGCUCCAUGUAGUUUCUGCCAGUUUAGCGAAACCCUUUGGCUUAUAUUGUUUAUUCCAUUCAAGGAAGAGGCUUGGCUACCCCUUCCCUGCCAUGUGCCUUCUUCUCCAGCCCCGCUGAAGCUGUGUCUCAGCGAGUGGGGUUUGCUGAGAGAGUGCUGCCACCGCCGCAGUGCCUUUCAAGUACUGGUAAGCCAUUAGAAGGAGCUGCCAUCAUCUCAGAUCUUAAUCUGUUUUAGCAGAUAAAGAGGAAAAUGCUAUCAGAGGAGAUGGAGAUAUCAUUUGGGUGCAGAAAUCGCAUGAAAAGAAGAACGCGAGUUGUGUUAGAAGUGCCAAAACCUCUGAUGAGUUUCCUUGGGACUUGUCAGUUUUCGUGCACCGACUCUGCUUUCUCCGUGACAUGUUUUGCCUGGAGGCAGCAGUAAGCCAUCAAAAUAUAACAGGAUAUCCUGCCACGCAAGGGCGAAGAUCUUAAGGAUCCAGAUCUCCCAAGGCUGUGGCUGGCUGAUGAAUCCUGUGGAGCCUGCCCUGGGAAUGGACAUCCACCUCCAUUUCUGGAGGAGAGUAAUGCCAAUUGAAGAAGCCUUCAAGGCGAGCCAACAAGUGUGCUGAUACUCUCGGAAAAGCAAAGGGAAGGGACGACCUUCCAGGCCAACAGCCAUGCCUUUCGGGCUGAAACUACGACGGACCAGACGCUACAAUGUCUUGAGCAAGAACUGCUUUGUGACACGGAUCCGUCUGCUGGACAACAAUGUCAUCGAGUGCACCCUCUCUGUGGAGAGCACGGGGCAGGAGUGCUUGGAAGCUGUUGCUCAGAGGCUGGAAUUACGUGAGACACACUACUUUGGCCUUUGGUUUCUCAGCAAGAGCCAGCAACCCCGCUGGGUUGAACUGGAAAAGCCUCUGAAGAAGCAGCUGGACAAGUUUGCCAAUGAGCCUUUGCUUUUCUUUGGGGUAAUGUUCUACGUGCCCAGUGUUUCCAGACUGCAGCAGGAGGUAACAAGAUACCAAUAUUACCUACAAGUGAAAAAGGAUAUUCUUGAUGGCCGAUUGCGUUCUUCAUUGGAGCAGGGAAUUCGACUUGCUGGUUUAGCAGUGCAAGCGGAUUUUGGAGACUAUAAUCAGUUUGAAUCUCAUGACUUCCUCCGAGAAUAUGUCUUGUUUCCUAUGGACUGGACCCAAGAUGAAGCUGUCUUGGAAGAGUUGACGCAAAAGGUUGCACAGGAACACCGAACUCAUAGUGGCAUUACAGCGGCAGAGGCUGAGUUAAUGUACAUCAAUGAAGUGGAACGCCUUGAUGGAUUUGGACAGGAAACUUUCCCUGUGAAGGAUAAUCAUGGAAACGACAUACACCUUGGUAUUUUCUUCAUGGGAAUCUUCAUAAAAAACAGAAUUGGAAGGACAACUGUGAUCUAUAGGUGGAAUGACAUUGGGAAUAUUGCACAUAACAAGUCUUCGAUUGUUCUAGAGUUGAUCAACAAAGAAGAGAAUGUGCUUUUUCACACAGAUGAUCUUGAAAAUGCCAAAUAUAUUUCACGGCUGUUUGCAGCAAGACAUAAGUUUUACAAACAGAACAAGAUCUGCACAGAACAAUCAAAUUCCCCUCCCCCUAUCCGACGACGACCCACUUGGAGUAGAUCGUCUUUGCCAAGGCAACAUCCAUUUAUACUGCCUCCUAUGCAUGUCCAGUGUGGAGAACACUACACUGAAACACAUAAUUCGCAAGACAGCAUUUUCCAUGGAAAUGAAGAAACUUUCUACUGUAGGUCUCAGACCAGCUUGGACAGGUGUCCGGUGGACUUCAGCUACUUGAAUGGUAAUGGACCCAAUGGGAGCGUAUGCAGUGCACACAGCAUGAACUCCCUCAAUCGCUCACAGAACUUCAUCCAGGCAUCCCCAAUGUCCUCAAAUCUGAGCAUCCCUGGAAGUGACAUCAUGAGAGCAGACUACAUCCCCAGCCACAGACAUAGUGCAAUCAUAGUGCCAUCCUACCGGCCAACUCCGGAUUAUGAAACCGUCAUGAGGCAAAUGAAGAGGGGGGUGAUCCAGAUGGAUAGCCAAAGUCAGUCUUUGAGAAAUCUCAACAUUGGAAACACACAUGCUUAUAACCAGCCAGAAGACCUAGUUUACAGUCAGCCUGAGAUUCGAGAGAGGCAUCCUUACACAGUUACUUACGGGCCCCAGGGUGGAGGCUAUAACAAGCCUGUUGCCCCGUCUGACCAAAUGACCCCUAAUAAUGCUGUGCAAAAUAAGACAGCAGCCAGUGCCAUAUCACACACAGUCAGCACGCCAGAACUGGCUAACAUGCAGCUACAGAGCAACCAGAAUUACAACACUGCUCAUAUGUUAAAGAACUAUCUCUUCAGGCCCCCGCCUCCGUACCCACGCCCACGUCCCGCCACUAGUACACCUGACCUGGCAAGCCACCGGCACAAGUACGUCAGCGGGAGCAGUCCUGACCUGGUCACACGCAAAGUCCAGCUCUCAGUGAAGACGUUCCAAGAGGACAGCUCGCCGGUUGUCCGGCAGUCACUGCAGGAGGUCAGCGAGCCCCUCAUGGCAGUGAAACAUCAUGCAGCUGUGAACAAGCGCCAUAGCUUGGAGGUCAUCAGCAAUAUGGUACGUGGUAUAGAAGCCAUGGCACUAAAAACUUUAAACGCCCCUCUGCCACGCAGGAACACUUUGCGGGAGCAGGUGCAGCCAGAAGAGUCGGUUCAGAUGGGGCACGAAGUUCAGCAGGUUCCUCAUUACCAUCACAAAAAGACAUUCUCUGAUGCCACGAUGCUGAUACAUAGCAGCGAAAGUGAAGAGGAAGAAGAAACCACAGAGUCUGUGUCACAGAUAACAGCCCUCCAUGAGAACAUGGAGUACAGUGCUCAGCUGCAAGCUGCCUUGGCUAGAAUACCAAACAAACCUCCUCCAGAAUACCCUGGGCCUCGUAAAAGUGUCAGCAAUGGAGCCCUGAGGCAGGACCAUGUUAGCAUUUCUGUGGCCGUAGCCAGGGCCAAGGCCAUGAGGCCGGGGCCUUCCAAGGCCAUUAGUGUAUCUCGGACUGAUCAAGUGGCAAUAAAUGGGUCUUCGCUCGGGCCCUCUAUCUCAGAGCCUGACCUCACAAGUGUGAAGGAGAGGGUCAAGAAAGAACCUGUCAAAGAAAGGCCUGUGUCUGAAAUGUUUUCUAUUGAGGACAGCAUUAUAGAGAGAGAAAUCAUGAUGAGGAAUCUAGAAAAGCAGAAGAUGGCAGGCCUGGAGGCCCAGAAGAGGCCCUUGAUGUUGGCAGCACUGAACGGACUCUCAGUUGCUAGGGUUCCAGUGCCGGAGGAUAGCCAGGAUGAAGCAUCCAAGAUGCCAAUGGAUGAGAGGUGCAAGAACCUGAAGAGGAAGCUGGAAGAGGGGAUGGUGUUUACAGAAUAUGAGCAGAUUCCAAAGAAGAAGGCAGAUGGAAUCUUCACCACUGCUGCCUUGCCUGAAAACACAGAGCGCAACCGCAUCAGGGAGGUCGUUCCUUAUGAGGAGAACCGAGUAGAGCUGGUGCCGACCAAAGAAAAUAACACAGGCUACAUCAAUGCUUCACACAUAAAGGUUACUGUAGGUGGAGAAGAGUGGCACUACGUUGCUACCCAAGGACCUCUGCCACACACGUGCCAUGACUUCUGGCAGAUGGUGUGGGAACAGGGGGUGAAUGUUAUAGCCAUGGUCACAGCUGAAGAGGAGGGAGGAAGAAGUAAGAGUCAUCGUUAUUGGCCUAAACUGGGCUCUAAGCACAGCUCAGCCACUUACGGGAAGUUCAAGGUGACAACUAAGUUCCGCACAGACUCCGGCUGCUACGCGACCACUGGUCUGAAGGUCAAGCAUCUUCUCUCUGGGCAGGAGAGGACAGUGUGGCAUUUGCAGUAUACUGACUGGCCAGACCAUGGUUGUCCAGAAGAAGUCCAAGGGUUUUUAUCUUACUUGGAGGAGAUACAGUCAGUGCGUCGCCAUACCAACAGCGUGCUGGACAGCAGCAACAACUGCAACCCUCCCAUUGUGGUUCACUGCAGCGCGGGGGUAGGAAGGACUGGCGUGGUUAUCCUAACAGAACUGAUGAUUGGGUGCUUGGAGCACAAUGAAAAAGUGGACGUCCCUGUGAUGCUGAGACACCUGCGGGAGCAGAGAAUGUUUAUGAUCCAGACCAUAGCCCAGUACAAAUUUGUCUAUCAAGUGCUCAUCCAGUUCCUGCAAAACUCCAGACUUAUUUAAUCUCUUAAAACAUCCCAGGCCCAUCUUUGUGGAUCUGACUGAACCAUACCUACGAACAAGGGGAACAGCCUUGACAACACUGUGUGCAUAUAUUGCACUUUUUAAAGUUGUCUUGAAAGUAAGGAAUGUAUGUUCUUUACUAUAGUGUCCCAUGGAUUAUUUUAUAGAAGAUAUAAUUUAUUUUUCUUAGAAUAAUUUGUGAAUUACUUUAAUAACUUGUAAAACUUAUAGUGAGCUUUGAAUUGAACUAUAUUUGACAUGACUGGUCUGCAUUGUAACAUGUCCAUAGGGAAAGCAAUCCUUCAUAAAGCUAAAAUGCUGGCUUUAAUUUUACUACAUAGUUUCUGAAAUGAACAGUUAUUUGGCAGUGGGCUUUUUCUCACAUAAGAACAUUCUGACCCGGAUAAGUGGCUAAUCAUAGAUUUAAAAAAAAAAAAAAAAAAACAGAAGAAGAAAAAAUAAUUGCUAGAUGUCAGCUACAGUUCUGUAUGAGUGGAAGCUGAGAACGCACAGUCCUGGGACAGGGAGACCUGAGCAUACGCAGCAGGGCACAUUAUAGAGGGCUCAAACACAGGCCGUUGUGAGGGCAGAGAGUUUGGGUGUUAAACUGUUCAAAUUCCAUGAGAAUUAAGUUUUUAGAUUAGUCCUUGAAAAAAGCAAUAUUGGAUCUUUUAAACAAAGCCUUUGCUAUUAUCUGCAGUCCUUGGAGGGAUUCGUAAGAGCUGAAGCAGUGUUAGAAAACUGACCCAGAGCACUGUGAGGUCAGUGAAUGAGUCUUUCCUGUGGGUUGAACAGCAGAGCAAUUUCAACUAAAUGCAGCUUAAAAAAAAUAAUUAAAAAAAAAAAAAAGAAGCAUCUCCUGAUGAACUGCACAGGAAGUUUUAUUGCCUAGAGGCUCACCUUGUGUAGUGUAGAAAAGGAACCCCAUACAAGUUGGACAUCUCCUGUCACCUGUCUUAGUUUCCUGUGUCUUCAUUGCUGUAGUUGUUUUGUUUUCUAGUUCUUUGAACUUAGUCAAAAUGAUCAGUGUGGUCUUUACUCUGUAGCUGAGUUCCCUAAAUAGUGAUCCUUGAGGGCUUUAGCUUACAGCCUUUCUUGAUUCUUCCCCCAUCACUGUCGUGUGGUUUAUGAACAUACCAAGCAGUCUUCCGUUUGGUAUUGGCAGCCCUCGCUUUGUUAGGGUGUUCUCUGUAUUAAAUUGCACAUACCAGCUCUCUUAGACUGCUGUUUCCAUGUCUGGUCAUUUUGGGUUCUCCCUCCUAUUUAUUAUAACUAUUUUAUUCUGGCAGUUUUCAGGGAUUCCAGUUAGGACUAGAAAUCUGCUCUGCCAGAUGCUGUAUAAAUACAUAAUGGAGAAACAGUCCUUGCCUGACGUUUACAAUCGGAACAGAAAAGGGAAACAAACCUCCUCCACUUCAUAACUGGAUUAACAGAUUCUUAAGCGGUUUGCCGGAGUCCAAAAAUGAAAUCUGUGGCAGAGCUAAGAACAAACCCAUGUGUCCUGCAAGUAUUUCAGCAGUUGGACCUGUCCUCUGCUCUCUCAUUUUCUGUCCCUCAGCGUUGACCAGAGGUUUUUGCACAACUUUGUGCACAUCCCUUUCUGCACACUGUUUAUUUCAUUGGAGCAAAUCACACUAUGAACUACCUUGCAGCAUAUGCAUGGUAGCAUUCACUUACAGUUAUUUAGAAGUGAUAGAAACUGUAUUUAAAGGGCUUUUUUGUUUUUGGAAAAAGCUUUACCAAGUUGUGCUGGGGUUCCCACACUGUUACUUCUGGCGUAGGAGAUGGAAAGUUCCUGUGCUGGGGUUGCUCCACUCCUGAUGCUGGCUCCUCAUUCUCUUUGCGCUGCCCCCUCCUGCCAACAGUGCUGCUCCCAGCUGGCUGCUUUGACCCGGCGCUCUGGGUGAGUCAGGCUGCAAAGGAGCCCUGGCACUCUCAGCUCCUAGCCCUGAGCCCCACAGGGCUAACCUCGGUGCUGGAUCAGCUUGCCACGGCCAGGCAAAUUUCAAAAAUAUCCAAGGGUGGAGAUUCUGCAGCCUCUCUGGGCCCCAGUCACAGUGUAGUUACUCUGUCAUGGUGAAAUGAUUUUUCUACAUAUCCCUUCCCAGGUAAAUUUCAUCUUUUAGUCCCUCGCUGCUUUUCCUUUGUACCCCUACCUCUGAACCCCUGGCCUCCCAUCCUUAUCUGUUGACUCUUCCCUGGAGUCAACAUUUCAACCCCUUGCACCCAAGAUCACUCUUCUCCUUUUCCAGAAUCCCCACUUCUUCCGUGCAUGCUUUGUCCUCUUCUGCCAGGGGUUUUGCAUCCCCUUAAUCCCCCCUUAGUUGAUGCCCUGUCUUUAUAGCAUCCCACAGCUUGGACAAGAUGAACAAGCUGGUGUUCUGGUUUUGUCUCCCAACUUCCUACUGUGUUUCUCUUUCCUGAAUGAGUCUUCCUGUCUUCUGAGGAUACAGCUGUUACAUGGUGGCGUUAUGUGAACUGCAGUCAUCUGCCUUUCUGCAAAGAUCAGCUGCAGCAGCAGGUGGGACAGGUCAAGCCAAGUAUUGUUGAAGGCCAUGGGACAGCAGUUCCCAGCUCCAGUAUCACUCAGGUGUGUCCUAAAACCUACUGUGGAAACACAGACUGCAAUCUGGAAAGACUGCAGUGCAUUUUCUCUUUAUACAACAGUCAGAAUUACUCUGCACGUUUGUGGGCAUCUCACACUGAAGCUUUUCUGUAAUUUCCCUCCUACUGCUUGGCAGCAAAAUACUGCUUUUUUUCUUGUUCUGAAUGCACGUGGCCAAGCUGUAACUAGCUUUAAGUUGAGUUUAAAGGCCUAAGUUAACGAGCACUCUCAACUUUGGGAUCACUAAAGGGACCCACACACCUACUUUUCCGUAAAAUCAGCAGGAACUUAAUCUAAGGCCAUGUACCAGAGCGCUUCCUAAAUUCAUGUAAAAGUCCACUGUGUGUGUUUGGUGCUAUGCAAUAGGGGUGUAAUGAUGGGACAACAAUUCUAGUAGAGGCUUCCAGCAACCAACACAUGGUUAAGAGUUAUUUAGGUGUAAUAUCUCAACCGUGUUCCUCUUAGGGAUCAGUUGAGUUUUCCAUCAACUUCAGUUUUCCUCUAUUUCCUUCUGCCAAUGCCAACAUAUCUCUUGUUAAAUUAGCAGCAACCAUUUAAAGUCUUUUCAGCAGCAUCUGCAUGAUAAUUGCACAGAGAUGCUUUAUAUCUGGGAAACAAGCCAAGGAAUAAACCUUGAAGCAAAGUGUAUUAAAUUAGUUAUCUCGUUAUAGCUUUUUGAAUAAUUUCCUAAUGAUGAAUUAAGUUUGAACUCAGAGCUGUCAAGUCCCAUUGCACCACUUGGAUUUGAGAGGUAGAAAGUCAGGAGGGGAAAUAAUCUGUUCCUGUGUCUUGUUAUUCAGCUGUUCUUGGCUGAAGCGCAUCCUACUGUUCCUGCAGUUGGGACAGAAAAGUUACUUCAUAAAAGAAUGUAAAUAGCUGCGUUUAAAAGGAAAAUUAAGCAAGCGCCUUCUAUGCAAAGAUACAUCACAGGUGUCUUAGAAAAAUAUUAAUUAUGAAAUGGCACCAAAAAUCCUUUCCAAAUUAAGUCAGUGCCCAUUAAUGAGCCAAAUAAGCGGCCACCUAGUAAACAGUCAUUUCCAAUUAACUCAUAACGUGGCUGGUGUGGUAGAUAGAGGCCAAUGUGACUCACUUUUUCCCUUUCAUUGUCAAAGAAUGGUAAUUUUAAACUUUUCCUUUCGUCUCACUUCAAUGUAUUUUUUCCUGCUAGAUUUUAUCUUGAGUAGAUCUGCUAAUAUCCUACGUGAAUUGGGCUGGAGCAUAUCUUCAGAGGUUCCCUUCCACCCCAGCUCGCAGCCGAACCUCAGCAUGCCAAUGGGUUGUGAGUGAAAUGUGAUCCACUUCUGUAGGGGAAAAUCUGAACCUCCUGACUUUCAACCUGUUGUAGGUUUAUCAGUCCUAAACCGCUUGGGCAGCAUUUCCUAACCUCUUAGGGAGUGACAGGAAAAUGCAUAUUGUAUCCAAUUUUGUUAGUCAUAGCAGGAAUGAAUGUGUGAGGCUUAAAGCAACAGUACUGUUGACCCACAGACCUAACAGAGGAGUCCUUCAGCAGGAGACAUUUUGAGUUACUGUUGGUUCCAUACUUCUUAGCCUCAAAGCAUGACUGUGGGUAGGUUACAAGAGAACAGUCUCAUCCAUUUUGAGUGGUUUGGAUUGAAAAUCUUGCAGAAAUGUGUCAGUUUCAAAAAAAAACAAAAAAAAAGGAGCUUCACCUUAAAAAAAAAAAAAAAGUUGGAAAUGGCAGUCUUCUCCAAGGUUCCCAUGUUGCAGUCUGGCGUGCUUAGCCUACACUCCCCAGCUUAUUUUCUAAGAAAGAACUUGGAGUGGAUGAGUAAGUGUGACUUGGGAAUUCAUUGCGUGUAUUUUCCCUUUCAUGUACUUUUAAUCUAUAUUUAGUUUUGCAAUUUGACAGCUUUUUUCCUUUAAACCUUUAACAAUGGUGGUAUUGAGGCUGCUGGCAUCAAAUUCUUCUUUAAAGUUAUGGUCAGAGCAUUUCAUGCCUAACAAUAUCUGGAUCAAGGAUGGGAGAGAUGAUGGCUGAAUUCUGUUGCUGCUCACCAAGUCUGCUCAGUGCUGCAGAGCUCCUUUUUCUGUCCUCCACGGGCUGCAUGGAGGAUGGUGGAGCUCGGCGUGCUUUGGCAUCUCUUGUCCUUGCUCAGCUGAGGUAAGAUGAGGUUUGAUCCCGCAAACCCUCUCCUAUUAUAGAGGUGUAUAGGGACCCCAAAUACUCAGCCCUAUUGGAAAUAGCUUUUCCCUAAACUAGUGUUUCAGGUGAAGGACACACCUGUGAGAAUUUAUUCAACCUAUUGCUAAUGCAGUCCUUUAUAAGAAGUAUAUUGAAGGACACUUGUUCCGUUUAUUUAAAUCACUUGCCUCAAUUGCAAAUAUUAAAUAUUUGCAUGAUUUCAAGAGCUUUUUUUAAUUACUUCUUUCUCGUAAACAGACAAAUGCAAAUGGCAAACGACAGGUUGGAAAGGAAUGAGCAAGUGUCCCUGCUUCUAAUUGAGAAGGUUAUUUUAAGCUAAUACAUUAUUUUUCAUCCAGUACUUGCUGUCGCUGUAGCCCACAAGUGACCCUCAGGUAAAUGCUGACAGGCAGUCUCUCACCUGGAUAUAGCACAGAGAUCUGUGGGGAGAAAUGCAGCAGCUACAGACCGUACUGUGUUCACCACAGCUGACUUCCCAGCUCCCUCCUGGGAUGAGAUGAUGACUGAAGUAGCUGUCGUCAGUCUUGCUAACGAUUUGUGAGCUGCACGCUCAAAAAGCAGCAGCAUGAGCAUGGCUAAUACCUGCUGUAGCAGCCCUCGUACCUCACUGGGAGAGGUUAGAUUUUGCUGUUUGUCUUUAUGGAAAAGAAUGCUUCACAUCCGGAAAUCCCGGGUGGUACACAUCUAAUGAAAUAAAGGAUGCAUCAUGUUGAAGGGGCACAUGUCCAAAACUGAUCUUGGAAGGGCAGCACUGCAUGAAAACUUCAUUUGUCCAAUACUCUGUAAAAAUUGAUACGGUUCAGCUGAUGGAUGUUCAGUCAGCAAGAGAAAGGCUCGAGGUCCAAAACCCUGAAGGCAGUUGUCCCCAGCUCAUUCUUAGCCUCCUAGAGAGGUAUUUUGUACAGUAUCAGGUGCUGUGAGGGCUGCAUGUGCAGGUCUUGCCAUCCAUGCAGCUGCAUGCCCCCCAGACUUGCAAGGACUGUGCUUUGAGGAAGGAGCAGCUGCUUGCUUAGGCUGCGAGGCCAAGAGAAGACAAAGUUCUAAGCCACAAAUAAACUACUGUUAGCUUGUGAAACAAAACACUACUGUACAGCACAAAAAUAGCAGUGUUUAUAUAAAUAUUUAAAAGUAAAUAGAUUUUGUUAGCGUAAGAUACUUUAAAAACAGUGAAAUUUCGCUUGGUUCUUCCCAGCCAUUUUUCAGUUGACUUUUUUUUCAGUGUUCAUGUUUUGUUGCUUGUGCUUUGUGUGCGCCUUCACUGAGUGCUCCCUGCUGCACCAGCAGGACCUGGCCUCAGGAGAGUGAACGCUGGUGGGACAGCGGCUCUCACUGAAGAACCCCAGCACUAGUUAGAGGUAAUGAAAAGCCUAAUGUUUGAGCAGAUCCCUGAACUGAAUACAGUGCUUCGCAGCUUUACUCUUCCAGAUCACCUGCAUCAGGACUCAGUAUUUUGGUCUGAGUCUUUUUACACAGAUGCUUCAGUGGCAGCAUUCCCUGUCAGGCAGGCAAGACUAAAUAAGGAUGGCUUCCUACAAAAUACUUCUGUGGCAGGUUGGUAAUUGGCACUUAAGAAAGAUAAAUGAAUGUAGCACGGGGUGUUUAGUCCCUCCAACACACCUGGCCAUUAGUGAUUUAGGGGCUUCCCCAGGUUAAAGCUAUAUCCCUCUUACUGUGUUUAAUAAUUACUGAUGAAUUCAUCUUCAGUGAAUUGCAUUUUAUUACAGUGCAUUUAUCCCUCUGGCCUUCACAACGUUCUGUGUUGGGGAGUUCCACAGCUUAGUAACACAUAAAUAUGUAAGAACUUCCUUCUCGUGUAUGUUAACGAGAAGUAUUUUCUUGCUGCUACUCGGAAUCUUUAAAAGAAACCAGCUCUUUAGAGCCAGAAACAUUGUUAAUAGCUUGUUAAUUGUUUACCCUGUUGAGAUUGCUCCAUAUGGAAAACAUGUUUUCCUCACUAGUAAAAUACCUUUCUUGAGAUAUUUUACAAAGGAAAAGAGUUUACACAUGCAGAUGACUGUAAUAUUCCCAUAUAUAAUUGUGUGGGACAUGUUAAAUGAAAUAACAUGUUUAAGUUUUAUGUCACUGGAUUUUACUGUCCUGUUUUACUUUCAGUAUUUUGAUGCUUCUGUUGUAUUUGGUUCUUUAAUUCUGUACAUGACAAUUAAGCGCAAACAGUGAUCUAAGUCUCACAGCCUCACUGUAUGUACACAUUUUGUAGAGAAAUGGGACAUCAGUUGCAUGCCCUUCCUGUCCCCCGAUCCCUCUUGUUAGGGCUGAAUGGCAGAACUAUGCUAUGCUAUUGAGAGCCUUUAAAAAAAAAUCUAUGCAUGCUAUUUUAUAUUCUAAUGUAUUAUUCAUAUCAGUACAUAAGCUUAUGCUUGUCAGUUUUAUCUUGUGUAUAGAACUGAUUACUUUUGACAGUAUUUUUGCACUGUUUCUUUUCUUUCUCUUUUUAUAAAGUUCUAUUCAGCAUUAAUUGACUGCAAUAAUUUUUUUUUACCCUUCACUGCCUUUAUGUAAAUAGUUUCUUAUACGCCUUUUCAAAUAUGAAAGUCUUCCAUCACUAAGGUUUUUUGGUAAGGCUGUCCUUCAUAUUCACAGUAUACAAUAAACCUUUUUUUUUUUUUUCAAGGAAAA
This is a messenger RNA of Cygnus olor (mute swan), 11692 nucleotides long. RefSeq names its product protein tyrosine phosphatase non-receptor type 14 (gene PTPN14). Bases 711 to 4286 code for a protein of 1191 amino acids. Lineage: Eukaryota; Metazoa; Chordata; Aves; Anseriformes; Anatidae. The transcript has 19 exons. Gene Ontology annotation, molecular function: protein tyrosine phosphatase activity. Gene Ontology annotation, cellular component: cytoskeleton. The record is from RefSeq and is a predicted model, not a curated record. Gene Ontology annotation, biological process: lymphangiogenesis; protein dephosphorylation.